UCGCGCACGCACGCGCACCGCCAACGGCGACACCGUCGUGGGCACACUGGGCACUGGACAGUGUAGUGUAUGGGCACAACGGUUCGCGACACAGCACGGUUACAACACUCGCGAUUGUGUUGGUGAUUAAUCAAAAAAAGGCCGUUCGCGAAAAUGGCCGAUGGACGCGAGCCACGGUUGUAUUCCACGCGGAGCCUGUACCACUUGUGCGUGUCCGCGGUGGUCGACAAGUUUCGCACCUACAAGCCAUACCUCGUCGACCUGCCCAAGAGCGUGCGGUUCGAUAUCUACUAUCAGUUGUACAAAGAGAGGAGAUUAUGUAUACUAGGAGCAGAAUUAAGCGAACUGGACACUUUUUCCAAGAUGCUCAAGGUUACCAAUCGUCGAUUGCACCUCCUGAAAAUAUUCCAGGCACCGAUGGAUCAUAAAAUAAGAAUAGCGGAGAACCUAGUCUUCGAAUACAACAUAUGCUGUUUCGAUGAGAGGAAGAAUUCUAUGCCACAGGACAAACUGAUAAACCUAGGUUUGAGACUCGGCGGAUUUCUCAGCGACGCCGGCUGGUAUCUCGAAAGUAAAAAGGUGCUGUUGACUUGCAAACAAUUAUGUCUGGACCAUAAUCGAACCCCUAAGGAUUGGUGCAGAACGUUAGACUGUUGUCACAAGUUGUUACAUGCACAAGCGGCGUACUGCGAUUUCGAAGGGGCCACGGAGACUUACAAGCUUGCCAUGGAAAUGAUAGAAAAGUUAAAAAGCAAGCAGUACAAUAGUAGCAAUCAUGCUGCCCUUUUUGCAGAGUUCAGUGUACUAUUCUACAUACGCAGUGAAUAUGAUGAAGCUUACAGAUGGAGCAUAGAAGCAUUAAAACAAUUGAAACCGUCACUUCCCGCCGGAGUUAUUGUCGACGUUUUGAGACAAGCGGCGAAGUCGUGCGUGGUGAAACGAGAGCUUCAAAAAGCUGGUUUAUUAAUCAAGGAAGCAGUAUACCUCGCGAAAGAAGUAUUCGAUACGGAUCAUCCAAAAUAUAGCGAUGUUCUCAUCGACUACGGAUUUUUCUUACUAAACUUUGAUAGCAUCAGCAAUAGUGUAACUGUAUACAAGACUGCAUUAGAUAUUAGAGGAACGAUUUUUGGCAGGACUAACCUUCAUGUUGCUUUGGCACAUGAAGACUUAGCUUACGCUCUCUAUGUACAUGAAUAUAGUUCUGGCAGAUUUGACGACGCAAGCGAUCAUGCUGGAAUAGCUAUAGAUAUCUUAGAGAGACAUUUACCACAUAAUCAUUUGAUGCUCGCAAGUGCUAGAAGAGUGAAGGCACUUAUUCUUGAGGAAAUCGCUAUAGAUAAUGCAUCUACGCCAUUAUCGGAGCAAAAUCUCUUACUCAAAUCCGAGAAUCUUCAUUUAUCUGCUUUGGAAAUGUCGAAAACUGCAUUUGGAGAAAGAAAUGUACAAACAGCGAAACAUUACGGGAACUUGGGUCGCUUAUACCAGAGUAUGAGGAAGUUUCAGGAAGCAGAAGCAAUGCAUCUGAAAGCUAUUCGUAUUAAAGAAGAGCUAUUAGGACGUGACGAUUAUGAAGUAGGCUUGAGUAUAGGACAUUUAGCUUCAUUGUAUAAUUUCCACAUGAACCGAUUCAGAGAUGCCGAAAAGCUUUAUCAUCGUAGUAUCGCAAUCAGUUUGAAAUUAUUUGGAAAAGGUUAUAGUGGUUUAGAAUACGAUUAUCGAGGACUUUUACACGUAUACAAUAAGUUAGACGAUUACGAGAAAAUAUUGGAAUACACGGAUAUAUUGAAUCAUUGGAAAGAACUUAGAGACAAACACGUUCAAUCUGAGGAGCCACCAAUCGAUGUACAAAAACGUCCACAGCCAAUCACAAACGUAAUGAAUGUGUUCUUUUCUAUGUGAUAUAUCAAAUAAGUGUGUCUAAUUCAAAUUUUAUGUUACUGUAUAUCAUUGAGCAACUUGCUGGUCUCCGUUGCGUUUACAAAACAUUGGGUUAAAGUAGAAGGAACAAAACAUGUAAUGAAUCGCAUUAGAAAUUUAUAAACCAUUGAUUUCGAGUAAUAAUUUAUGUUGUCUUAUGUCGAUAUUUUAUGACACGUAUAGUAUCAAUAUCACAUAAGAAAUUUUUAUCUUUUUACAUCAAAAGACACGGUAGUGUUUUAAAUUCGAAUUUAUGCAAUGUUGAAAAUAUUAAUUUAUAAAUUGUUUUUAUUAGUCAUGAUAUUACAACAUAAACAUUGUAAAGGGGUUUUCUUUUUGUUAGUUCAGUUGCUGUGUUUGUAUUGAAUUAUAUUUAGACUUGAUGUCUCUGUUUAUCUCGAUGUAAUUAAAAAUUCUUGCGCAUAAAAAUAUAUCUUUUUUAAAUAUUUUGUAUUUAUAUAUAUAUAUAUAUAUCAUUUUAAUAUAAAUUUGCCAAUGCUUUAAUCUGAUUUGUAUAUAUGUUUUAUACUUUAUAAUUCGCUUUGUUCGUUAAUAGCUCUGUUUUUUAAGAGAGUUACUCAGGUUUCAUAAAAUAUUUUCUUUUUGUUACAAUUGCGUGUCGAACACAUCUAUAAUAUACGUUUAAUUCAUUGUUCAUCUCAAGAUUACAGUAAUUGUAGAUUUUUCAUGCAUCGCAUAAUUUUUAAGUAACAAAAAAUAUUCGAAAUACAUGCGCCUAUGUUUAUAACAAUAAUGUAGUUAGAAAGAUAGGUAUUAAGAAGCUAUUAAAACUCGGUGAACAAUUUGUUGAA
Messenger RNA from Monomorium pharaonis (pharaoh ant), 2729 nucleotides. RefSeq names its product amyloid protein-binding protein 2 (gene Pat1). NCBI's taxonomy places the organism in Eukaryota, Metazoa, Arthropoda, Insecta, Hymenoptera, Formicidae. The record is from RefSeq and is a predicted model, not a curated record. Gene Ontology annotation, biological process: intracellular protein transport. The transcript is spliced from 9 exons. Gene Ontology annotation, molecular function: protein binding. The coding region runs from base 154 to 1899 and encodes 581 amino acids.